This is a messenger RNA of Agrilus planipennis (emerald ash borer), 1628 nucleotides long. RefSeq names its product facilitated trehalose transporter Tret1-like. The transcript has a single exon. The annotation marks the transcript as partial. Gene Ontology annotation, cellular component: membrane. Lineage: Eukaryota; Metazoa; Arthropoda; Insecta; Coleoptera; Buprestidae. The record is from RefSeq and is a predicted model, not a curated record. Gene Ontology annotation, molecular function: transmembrane transporter activity. Gene Ontology annotation, biological process: transmembrane transport.
AUUAAUAUAACAGGAACCAUUGGAGCAAUAUCAGAUGGUAUGCACUAUGCCUGGACAGCUCCAUCUAUUCCCUUACUGGAAUCUGAAGAUAGUCCCGUAGAAAUUAACUCAUCUCACGAAAUAUGGUUGGAAAACAUUUACAGUUUUGGUGGCCUAGGUGGUUUAAUAGUGACCAUUUGGUUUGUCAAUACAUUUGGGAGAAAGCCGUCGAUUUUAUUCGCAUCAAUUCAACAUGCAGUUGCCUGGUUGCUGAUAGCAUUUGCUGAUAGAGUGGAGAUAUUAUACGCUGCAAGGUGUUUGGCUGGCCUCGCAGGAAAUGUAGGUUUUGUAGCAAUUCCCAUGUACAUUGCUGAAAUUGCCGACAAACAAGUUCGAGGAUUUUUAGGAACAUUUAUAUAUAGCAACAUGAUGCUCGGUGUGCUUGUGUUAUACAGUGUAGCUCCUUAUGUAACCAUCGCAAGUACUGCCUAUGUGGGUCUUGGUGUUGUAAUACUUCAAUUUUUAUUAUUCCUAAUGAUGCCCGAGUCCCCUUACUACCAUCUAAUUAAAGGAAGACAAGCCAAAGCGCUGGAGUCUUUACAAUGGGUGAGGAAUACAACAGAGGUGAAAGAAGAACUGGAAGACAUUUCGAAGGCAGUGGAAAGACAGCAAUCAGAGAAGGGACGUAUUAUAGAUCUCUUUAUCGUUAAAAGUAAUUUCCAAGGUGUGAUAAUUAUGACUGUAUUAAAUGCUGCCCAACAUUUUAGCAGUAUCAGUGUUCUGCUGAUGAAUAUGCACACGAUUUUAGAAGAUUCAGAAGAAUUUAUUUCUAAUAACACCGCAUCAAUUAUUGUGGCAGCCUUGAUGUUAACAGCUUGCAUAGGGGCCUCUCUAGUAAUUGAUAAGUUCGGAAGAAAAAAACUAUUACUUGCUUCCAGCUUAGCCACAGGAGUAUCUUUGGUGUUUUUAGCUUCGUAUUUUGCUGCCAAACAGGCAAACGAAGAUGUAAAAGCUUCUUACGGUUGGGUUCCAUUCGCGUCAGUUGUCAUGUAUUCGUUCGUAUUUAAAUUUGGUCUUGGUCUAGUGCCAAUUGUAACGACUGGAGAAUUGUUCCCUACGAAUGUCAAAGCCAUGGGAAUGACAAUGGCAGACGCCAUGUACAUCACGUUUUCCAUAAUAUCGAUCUACAUCUACACGUAUAUGAGAGAUGGGAUUGGAAUGUAUGCUCCUUUCUUUCUUUUCGCAUGUUCUUGCAUACUAGUGGCGCUGUUCACUUGGUUUUAUAUACCCGAAACAAAAGGAAAAUCACUAGAAGAAAUUCAGAAAAUGCUCAGGGGUGAAAAAAACUAAACAAACGUGAAUUCUUAUGAGUAGGUAAUGUAAUGGUACCUGCGCAAUGUUAAAUUUCGACUGAUUAAAGAUAUUCGACUUCAAAUGUGUGAAGCUGUGAAAGAUAUCUAAAAUUUAACGAAGUUAUGUAACACUUGAAAUAGAAAUGCUAAGAAAUGUUAAUGUUAAAGCUUAAGGAAAACGAUGGUUCUUUUUUGGAAAUGCGUCCGUAAUAAGAAUUAGAUAGUAAUUAAAAUAUAUCCGUUAUAAAAUUUAAUGUGGAAACAACAAAAUUUUUGUAUGUGUGGACAAAUUAAAAU